This is a messenger RNA of Vitis riparia (riverbank grape), 1032 nucleotides long. Its product is annotated as flavonol sulfotransferase-like. Gene Ontology annotation, molecular function: sulfotransferase activity. The record is from RefSeq and is a predicted model, not a curated record. NCBI's taxonomy places the organism in Eukaryota, Viridiplantae, Streptophyta, Magnoliopsida, Vitales, Vitaceae. Gene Ontology annotation, biological process: sulfation. Gene Ontology annotation, cellular component: cytoplasm. The transcript has a single exon. The coding region runs from base 1 to 1032 and encodes 343 amino acids.
AUGGCCACUGUUCACCCUCCUGAGAAAUCUUUGGUGCGGGAGGAUGAAGAUGACAAAGAGAAGGCCAGAAAAAGAAACAAUGAGAUCAUAUCAAGCCUUGGAAAAGAAGAAGGCUGGAUGGAAGAGUAUACGUAUGAAUACCAAGGUUUUUGGUACCCUUCAGUGACUGUAGUAGAAGGAGUCAUGUGGGUGCAGCAAAACUUCAAGCCGCGCCAUGAAGAUAUUCUUCUGGUCACCCUUCCCAAAUCUGGCACAACAUGGUUCAAACCUCUCAUGUUUGCUGUCAUGAACCGAACCCACUUUGAUCUCUCAACACACCCUCUUCUCACCACCAGUCCCCAUGAUCUUGUUCCCUUCUUGGAACUGUACCUCAGCCACAAGAUCCCCUUCCCAAAUCCGGAUACUUUCUAUCCACCUCAACUCUUCCAGACCCACAUCCCUUUUACUUCAUUAUCACAAUAUGUAAUGGAAUCUCAGUGUCGAAUUGUCUAUAUUUGCCGAAAUCCGAAAGAUGUGUUUGUUUCUACAUUUUACUUCCUGGAGAAAGUGACAGAUAAGAAGUUAACACCCCUUUCACUUGAGAAGGCAUUUGAGCUGUUCUGUAAAGGGGUCUCUCUGUAUGGACCCUUCUGGGAUCAUGUAUUAGGGUACUGGAAGGCAAGCUUGGAAGUGCCUGACAGGGUGCUGUUCUUGAAAUACGAAGAUAUGAAGAGGGACUCCUCUUUUCAUCUCAAAAGAUUGGCAGAAUUCAUGGGCUACCCUUUCUCUGUAGAGGAAGAAAAACAAGGAGUGGCGCAUGACAUUCUAGAGCUGUGCAGUUUCGAGAACCUAAGGAAUUUGAAGGUGAACAAGACAGGAAAAAUAAUUACAAGUAACAAUAAUCAAGUGGAGAAUCAUAGAUUUUUCAGGAAAGGUGAGGUUGGAGACUGGAAGAGACAUCUAACAGCUGAGAUGGAGGACGGCCUUAACAAGCUGAUUGAGCAAAAGUUGGCUGGUUCUGGUUUGGCAUUCCGUGACUCCUCCGAGGCAUGA